AUAAAUACGGGCUCCUUUCCUCUCCCUACAUCCGGCGAAGAGUUUCAUCACUUUCACACCUGCCUUACCUAUUGCUGCAGCACUCUCUCUCUCUCUCUCUCUCUCUGGGCGAAGUGAAGAUAGGUAGGGUUUUCUGUCAUCGUCUCUCUCAUGGAGUGAGAAAAGCUAGGGUGUUCUGUCAUCGUUUUCUUCGCUUCUUUCUAGCGGAAUGGGGAAAAAAGAGCUUCUAGAUAAGGAGAAGAUAAAUGCAGUACUUCAGAUCUUGCGAAAACAAGCUCCUCUUACUGUAAAACAGGAGAAGUUCUGCAACGACGCUUGCUUGGUACGGUUUCUGAAAGCAAAAGGCGAUAGUGUGAAGAAGGCUGCAAAACAUUUAAGAGCAUGUCUUUCUUGGAGAGAGAACAUCGACACUGAGCAUUUGAUAGCAGAUGAGUUCUCCGCCGAGCUGGCAGAUGGCAUCGCAUACGUCGCCGGCAACGACCAGGAAGCCAGGCCUGUUAUGGUUUUUCGGGUAAAACAAGAUUACCAGAAAUUACAUUCGCAGAAACUUUAUAUUCGUUUGCUGGUAUUCACACUAGAAGUGGCGAUUGCAUCCAUGUCGAGAAAUGUGGAAGAGUUCGUACUCCUAUUCGAUGCAAGCUUUUUCAGAUCGGGAUCGGCUUUCUUGAAUUUACUGCUGGCAACACUGAAGAUCGUAUCGGAAUACUACCCCGGAAGACUGCACAAGGCCUUCGUCAUCGACCCUCCAUCUCUCUUCUCCUGCCUUUGGAAGGGUGUCCGUCCUUUCGUGGAGCUUUCAACGGUGACGAUGGUGGUAUCGUCCUUGGACUUCGAAGAGUCCCUGGAUGACACAUUUUCUUCCUACCCUCGAACCACCUCCCUCCGUUUCGAACCCUCGUCCGUACCCACCAAGAUCGGCGGCUCCUCCUCCUCCCGCUUCUCCUUCACCGUCUCCCAUUUCGACUCCCUCAAGCCCUGGUACCUUACGCGCACGGACACGUCAGCAUCUUCACAGGUGGGCCACUUCGCCAACGCCAGCCCCUCGCUCAUGGGUCCCGCACUCGUCUCCCCGCUCAAUGCCCGCUCCUUCUCCUUCGCCUCCCCUGCCACAAGGACGUUACGUGGCGGUGGGCCCAAGACCUUCCCCUCUACGCCGCAGCCAACGAGACACCCCAGGACUCCAAGGCCGUCCUUCCUGCAGUCUCCCGCGGCAUUUUUCAGGAAGGAUUGCCAGAUCAGCAGCAGAACGGACAGGUGCCGUGAAUCCUUUUUCCCUUACCUUAGGUACUAUCGGAAUCCGUACAACGAGAUGAUCUACCGUUCGAAGAUGAGGCCUCCACUUGGCGGGCUCAUCUCGAUCGUCUCUCCUCAGCUCAAGCGUCGCCACGUCACCUCGCAAAGGUUCUAAAACCCAGAAAUGAGAGAGAAGAAGAAGAAGAUUUUUUAUUUUUUUUUAAAUCCCUUUUGUUUUUUUUUUUUCCCCCCCAAUAUUUCAGUUCAUACUUAUAUAUAAAUCCGAUUUCGUUAUCACUAACAAAACUGAAAAUAUCCUGCAAUGCCGAAAACGCAUAGUUCCUCACACGAUUUCCAAGCACGUGGUGCGUGUUCUACGCGCAGUGCGCGAGUCAGCGGAAGGGAGAAGACGUGCCUAGACGGUUAUGAGAGGGUGUGCGCAUUGUCCGUUUUUGAUGUUCGUGGCGAUUCUCUUCUACUUUCCUUAUUUUUCAUUUCAUUUUAUUUUAUUUUCUUGGGGCCGUUGAAAGGCGGACUAUGGAAAUCCGGUAGCGUGGUCGGGACGUCGUGGCAUCGGAAAUCAUUUAAAUGCCCAAACAUUGAAAAAUAAAAACAAGGAAACCAUGAAAAUCAAUGUUACCUUCCUAUCGUUCACAUUGCUUA
Magnolia sinica is the source of this 1896-nucleotide messenger RNA. Its product is annotated as SEC14 cytosolic factor-like. The record is from RefSeq and is a predicted model, not a curated record. Lineage: Eukaryota; Viridiplantae; Streptophyta; Magnoliopsida; Magnoliales; Magnoliaceae. Bases 209 to 1408 code for a protein of 399 amino acids. The transcript has 7 exons.